CGCAAGUGAUAAAAAAAAUACAAAUCCCCAUUUGGGUAUCGCGGUAGCAAAUGGGUUAAGGGUUUCAUCACUCAAAGUAGUACAUAUCUUCUUCACCGUGUAUACAGUAGAGGUGCCAUAAAUAACAACACGCAAGAGAGAUUGCCGUAUCCCGAAUAUUCUGAUAAUCGAAUUUGGUUUACAGCUUCAGUGCGAACGCGUGGUUGGAGAUACAGCCGCAUCUCGUGGUCGAGAUUCGUGGCAGUUCCCAAAUCGCGCGUAUCGCGAAAGAGGGACGCACCUGUAUGUCGCUUGGCGCGCAGCUGCGACCUUCGACGCCCUUGUGCUGGCGGUCGUGCAGCGCGGCGCUCGUCCUCAUCAUUUUUACGCCGAACGUACGCACGGCCACGCGGAGCUCCGAAUCGCUCGCAUAUUCGCGCUUGCUUACGACGCAAAUCGUACGUCCGUCGUUUCCCAACGAGUUCCCGCGUGAAAAACGUUGUGCUUUCGUCCGUGGGCACCGGUACUUCCGCCCAAGGGCCCUGGGUGAUAGCUUGGGUCCUCGCGAGUGCACCUCGGUCUUCGGUUCCCUGGAAGGGGCAGUAGCGAAAGGAUCGGUUGACGGAAAGUCGGAGACGAGUUAUUCAAGUUGGAUCAAGGUAUAG
This is a messenger RNA of Megachile rotundata (alfalfa leafcutting bee), 644 nucleotides long. It is a transcript of the gene Gbs-76A, whose product is annotated as Glycogen binding subunit 76A. NCBI's taxonomy places the organism in Eukaryota, Metazoa, Arthropoda, Insecta, Hymenoptera, Megachilidae. Gene Ontology annotation, molecular function: protein phosphatase 1 binding; glycogen binding. Gene Ontology annotation, biological process: regulation of glycogen biosynthetic process. Gene Ontology annotation, cellular component: protein phosphatase type 1 complex. The record is from RefSeq and is a predicted model, not a curated record.